AUGGCUAUUUGGACAGUAGAUCAAGUUGGAGACUGGUUAAAAGUGAAUAAUUUUGAUAAAUAUAUAGAAACUUUCAAAAAUGAAGAUAUUGAUGGCAUAGCUUUGGUAGGUUUACAAGAUGAUGAUAUUCUAAAAUUAUUAUCUAUACAAGAUGAAGAUGGAACAAUAAGAAAUCCUACAAUGAGAACACAACGUAAAUUUAAGGUAAUAUUAGAAGAAUAUAGAAAAUUAAUAAGACAAGAGAGAAAAAAACGUAGACGAAGCAGUUCAUCAGUAAAUAAAGAACUUCAUACAAAUAUAAAUAAUUACGAAAACAAUUUAUUAGUUAUACCUUCAAGAAAUAUAUCUCAUACAACCAAUGAUAUAGGACCAUAUACAAAAACAUAUACAAUUGAACCAAAGGGUAUCAGUAUGAAAUUCUUCAAAAAUGAAUUAAUUUGUUCAAAUUUAACAAAAUAUAUUCUAAAAAAAUAUAAUGUCAAAUGUUAUAUACCAAUAGAAUGUCAAUAUGAUACAAAAGUUACACUAGAAAUAAAAUUAUCGGGUAUCAAAGAAAAUGUCAAGAAUGCUCGCAAUGAUCUUCAUUCAUUACUUACAACAAUUAAAAUUAAAAUUUUCAAUGAUGAAGAUAAAGAUAAAAAAAUUAUUCGUUGGUCAAAAUAUAUCUAUUCCGAUUCUAUACUUACUAUUUUACAAAAAAUUUUUUUCGAUAAGAAAAAAUUAACAUUUUGGGAAAAAACAAAUUUAUUAUCCGGUUAUUAUAUAGUUCAUUAUAUUAGUGGACAACAUAUGUUUAGUGUUUCAGAAGAAUUUAUUAAUCAAACACUCAAUAAUGAAAUAUCUUAUGUCAAAGAUUUUAUGAUACAAAAUGUAGAAAAUAUUCAACCUAAAUUUCGAAAAGAAUUAGAUGAAUUUAUUAGUGAUAAAAAAGAACAACAAUUACAAUUACAAACAAUGGCUAUUAUUUAUUGUCAAUAUCCUUAUCAAACAGAAAUGAAAAUUAGUUUUUUUGGAUUAAAAAAUCAAGUUGAUAUUGCUAAAAGACAAAUCAAAUUAUUGAUUAAUAAACAUCGAAUGAGACAAAUAUGGAUCGGACUUGAUUCGACACAACGUGAAUUUCUAUUAGAUAAUUAUGUUCAUGAAAUAAAAAAUCUCGAAAUAGAUUAUAAAGAUGAUAAUAUUAAAAUUAAAAUUCGUGAAAAUAUAAUUAUUGCACCACAAUAUUUAAUCAUAAAAAUAAAACAAUUAAUUCAAUCAAAGAUUUUUCAAACAAUUACACUUAUCUUUCGAUAUAUUAAAAAUGCAUUUAUAUUAACAGAAAAAGAUCAUUUAAAAUUAACAACUCUUGCUCAAAAUUAUCAUUGUGAAAUAAAUAAAAUCGAUACAGCAACAAAAAAAGAACUUAUUAUCUUACCUAAAGGAAAAAAUACAACAACAUCAAAAUAUAUUAUGAAUCAAUCAAAUCAAUUUUAUUCUUCAUUAUCAAUAUGGAAAAAACUUUCUAUAUCAAAUAAUACAAUAGAAAUUCAUACAUCAUAUGAUUCAACAGUUGAUAUUACUAUUAUAUCAACAAUAGGAGAUGCUAUUAAAGAAAAAAUUGAUCCAAAAUAUGGUAAUGGUUAUUUUGAAUCUGAUACUAAUAAAAGAAUUUUAUUUAUUGAAUGGUCACCAUAUCUUUCACAAGAAAAUAAUAAUAAUAAAAUAAAUGAAUCAAUAAAAAAAUUUAUUUCUACAUCAAUUAAACAAAUCGAUAUACUUUGUGCCAAUAUUGUUAAAACAAUUGCAUUUACAACAACAGAUUGGAAAAAUUAUGAUAAUAAGAAACAAUUAGCAGAAAAUUUUCUUAAUGAAAUGAUAAAUCAACUUGAAUCGAAACAAUAUUCUGAUCGAUCAUGGAAAAUAUUAUUUCUUUUUAAUGAUGAACAAAGUGAUCUUUAUAAUGAAUUCUUACAAAUUAUUUUAAGAUUACAAAUAGACAGAGAUGAUUAUGAACAAUUCUUUUAUCCAAUAUCAACGACUUCAAUAACUCUCAAAGCAUCAGGAAAUUCAAAUAUAUCCAAAUGUGAAAAAUCCAUAAAUGAUUAUAUGAAAAAGAAUGUUCUUACAACAAUUGAAUUAAAUCAUCCAUUCAAUCCUGAAAUAUGGAAUCAACAUAUGAUCAAUACAUAUUAUAAAUAUUGUCUUGAAAAUUGUGUUUUACCAAAGAUUUAUCAAAUUAAUAAACAAACUACCCAACAACAAUGUUUAAAUCUAAUUGGUUCAAUCUCUUCUGUUAAUCAAGUAAAACAAAAAUAUGAAUUAAUGUCAGAAAUUGAACGACAAAAAUUAUUAGUCUGUACUCAAAUAUUAGAAUCUGAUGAAGUAUUAUCUACAUCUUCAACUCAAAUAUUGAAUAAUACUUCUGAUUCUUUCAAUAUUUUAUUAAAUUGUUGUUCGAAUGAUAAAAUUUUGUUACGUCAUCUCGCUAAUCGUUUAAUUGAUGAAGGUUAUCUAGUAACAAUUGAUUAUUCUGAUCAGACACAUUCUAAUAUUGGAUCAAAAUUUGAUAAAACAGAUUUGAUUGUUAUUUGUUUUAGUUUUAAUUAUUCCGAAAAUGCUACUUGUAUGAUAGCAUUGAAUACUAUAAAAUCAUCUGGAAAGAAAUAUAUACCAAUUAUGUUAACAAAAACUUCAUUAAAACAUGAAGAUGAUUGGUUUCAAAUCGUUCACACAAAAGAAUUAUAUUAUGAAUCAUUUCAAGAAGAAAUUAAAUUUAAAUUAAAUGGAAAUUUAGCUUUGGAUUAUGAUAAAUUCUUAAUAGAAUUAUUACAUUAUACAAAACCUGGCGCAGUUGAUCGAACUAAUCCAAUGUCUGAUACUACUAUAAAUAAAGAAGAACAAGAAGAAGACAACAUUGAUCAAUCAAAUAUGUUUUCACAUUUUACACAAGAAGAAAUUCGAGAAAAAGAACAAAUUUAUGAAAAACAAAUUGAACAAAUUUUAGAAAAAGAUAAAAUUUCUGAAGAUGAAUUAACAGAUUUGAUCAACUCUUUAAAAAAUGUUAUUGAAGAUUAUGAAAACGCUAAAGAUUCGAUAUUAGUAGAAGAACAAAAAUCAGAAGAAUCUAUUCAAGGCAUAGAACAAGUCGAAGUAAAAGAAGGGGAAGAAGAAGAGCAAGUUCAUCAAAACGAAGACAAAAACAAUCAACAAAACGAGAAACAAGAAGCCCAACUUUCUCAAAAUGAAGAAAAUUAUCAGAACAAAUAUAAAAGAGAGCCUAUCAUUACUCUAGACUAUUUGAGCGCUGUUGUAUCAAGUGCACAACGUUGGUUAGAAAAAGCAUCAAAUGGUCCUGUCAUCAAAGGUAAUUUACCACCAUUUACGUUAACGGGUGAUUUUAACGAUGCUAUAUUUCGAAUGCCUUUGGAAAACAAGGCUUCAUGGUGGGUAGCAAACGCGAGUCAAAAUGAUUCUGAUCAUUCUUCGUCUGAUCUUUAUUCGAAUGAUUCUGAUCAUUCUUCAUAUGAUCUUUAUUCUAAUGAUUCAGAUUUAAUAGUUGGUCCAUGGUUCAAUAAUGAUGAAGCGCAUAAUUAUUUUCAACGACUUGUUAGUAAAGGCUUUCAAGAUGAUAGAGAUAAAAAAAAAGAACAUUCAAAGAAGGAUGAGAAAGAACAAGUAGAUGCAGAUUCAACAAAUACUAAUGCUGUACGUCAUCCACGUUUUAAUACAGAUCUUCAAAAAGGUACUGUUGCUUGGGAUAUUACUAAAGACAGAGAACUUAGACGAGAAUAUGAAAGAAGAUGUUCUGGAAAACAAUUGAAAAAAUUAAAACAAUCUUCAGAUGUUUGGCAACGUUUUCUCGAUCAAUCAGUACAACUAAUAGAAGAUAUUGAAAAAGGUAAAAUUAAAAGGACAUCGAACGAUAUACAAGGAAAAAUCGGAACAGAACUCAAAACAAAAAAAGAAAUAAAAGAACUUAAUGCAUUAGAUGAUCCAAAUAAUGAAAUUUGGACAAAAAAACGGUAUCCAUCAUGGCGACAAGAAUUUAUUCAAAUAAAACUAUCAAAUACGAUUAAAUGGCAAGAGUUUUGUGCAGCACAAGCGAAAAAACAAUCAUGA
This is a messenger RNA of Rotaria sordida, 4098 nucleotides long. The record is from the annotation of a GenBank genome assembly. Lineage: Eukaryota; Metazoa; Rotifera; Eurotatoria; Philodinida; Philodinidae.